This is a messenger RNA of Thalassophryne amazonica, 9742 nucleotides long. RefSeq names its product RAN binding protein 2 (gene ranbp2). The transcript is spliced from 30 exons. Gene Ontology annotation, cellular component: cytoplasm; nuclear pore. Gene Ontology annotation, biological process: intracellular transport; protein peptidyl-prolyl isomerization. Gene Ontology annotation, molecular function: protein binding; peptidyl-prolyl cis-trans isomerase activity; GTPase activator activity. Lineage: Eukaryota; Metazoa; Chordata; Actinopteri; Batrachoidiformes; Batrachoididae. The record is from RefSeq and is a predicted model, not a curated record. Bases 128 to 8923 code for a protein of 2931 amino acids.
UGAGACUGCGCAAUGGCGCCAUGGAAGCUAACGCUAUCGGGCGAGUGAUGAGCAGUUAAUGCAUUUCCCCCCUCAUUCCUUCAUAUUUUUGUGCCCUAAUAAGCUGUUUUAGAAGUCUUCAAGAACCAUGCGACGAAGUAAGGCAGAGGUGGAUCGUUACGUGUCCUCGGUACAGAGUUCGUCUCCCUCACUCAAAGAGAAGCCAAUCAAAGGGUUUUUGUUUGCUAAACUAUACUUUGAGGCAAAGGAGUAUGAACUUGCCAAACGGCAUGUAUCCGAGUAUCUUAAAGUCCAGGAGCGGGAUCCCAAAGCACACAAAUUCCUUGGCCAGCUGUAUGAGAAAGAUGGAGAAUUCAACAAGGCAAUAGCAUGCUACAAGCGGUCCAUGGACCUGAAUCCAGCACAGAGGGACCUGGUGCUGAAGGUGACAGAGUUAAUGGUCAAUAAAGAUGAAGUCGACAGUAGAGCAGAGUUUUGGGUGGAGAAGGCUGCCAAGCUCCUACCUGGAAAUCCAGCUGUUUUCAACCUAAAGGAACGUUUGCUAAGUCGUCAGGGUCAGCGGGGUUGGAACCAGCUGUAUGACCUCCUCCAGGCUGAGCUAGCAGCACGGCCGGCAGACGCCUAUGUCAACGUGAAACUAGUUCAGCUGUAUUGUCAGGAUGGUCGUCUGGAAGAGGCUGUUAAACACUGCCUAGCUGCAGAAAGGAAAGGCAUGUUGCGCCACAGUCUGGAUUGGUACAACGUGGUGGUGCACAUUCUGCAGGACUACUUGGCACAACCCUCCAUCACUAGCAAUGAGAAAAUGUGUCGGCGUCUGCAGAGAGAGUUACUGUUGGCUCACUGCAGCCAACUGAGGAUCGCCUUGUCCGAGACCAGUGUGCAGCAUGGCCUUAAUGCACUCAGGAGUUUUGACCAUGCUAUGCAGGCACUUAGCAGCAUUGCAGGUCACUGCACAGAUGACCUUUUUGAGGUCUUUGUAGAGAUGAGAGGUCACCUCUAUCUGCAUGCUGGCACGCUGCUGUUGAAACUGGCUCAGGAACGGCAGAACACCUGGAGGGCUGUUGUUGACCUAGCAGCUUUGUGCUAUCUGCUAGCUUACCAGGUCCCCAGGCCAAAAGCUAAAGUGAUCAAAAGAGACCAGUCAGCUAUUCAACUUCUGGAACUGCUGGCUAACGAUCGGCAAAGUCAGGCCGGCCACAUGCUGUUCAAUCUCAGCACCAACACAUCCAUCUUAAUCAGCGAGGUAGUGGAAGCAUUUGGGAAUCGUAGUGGGCAGGACUCUCUGUUCGAACUCCUUUUUGGAUCACUGGCCACUGCUGGAUCUUCUUUCAUUGCCCAAGAUGACAUUCGUUUUGUGAACACAGUGGUUCCAGAACUCUCACAGCUGAUGAUGUUUGACACCGGUUCUAUCCUCCUGCAUGAUGGUGACCUGCAGCAUCUGAGCUGGUUGGGGCUACAAUGGGCCCUUCUGGAUCAACGACCAAACCUGCGGGACUGGCUAAAGCAACUCUUUCCCAGACUUACUCUGGAAACCUCCAAACUGGACACCAAUGCUCCAGAGUCCAUUUGUUUGCUAGAUUUGGAGGUGUUUGUACAUGGCGUGGUAUUCUGUAGCCACUGUCAGCUCCAGGAGACGGCGAAACUCAGCAUUGGCACGCAACAUCAACAACAACUUUAUGAGCCUCGCUGUCUCCCACUUCCACUCAUUCGACUGCUGUCUACAGACAGACAGAGGGAAUGGUGGAGUGCCAUCUAUAGCCUCAUUCACAAACGAACGGCUCCUGGCAUGUCAGCGAAACUCCGAAUGAUUGUCCAGCAUGGCUUGAACACGCUAAGAACCGGAGAGAAACAUGGACUCCAGCCAGCACUGGUCAUUCGCUGGGCUCAGUGUCUCGGCCAGACGGGUGUUGGAGCAAACUCAUACUAUGACCAGAAGGAAUACAUUGGUCGCAGUGUCCACUACUGGAAAGUUGUCCUUCCACUGCUGAGCAGGAUCAAAAACAGACGCAGUAUCCCAGAGCCUCUUGAUCCUCUCUUCAAACAUUUUUCUUCCAAGGAUAUUCAGUUUUCAUCUGUAAGAGGCUAUGAAGAAGAUGCAACAAUAGCAUUUGCUACUCUUCUUGACAUUGAAGGCAAGACAGAAGAGGCCAUUGCUACUUUUGAAACCAUCAAUAACUUGUCAUCUGUCUGGCAUUUGGCCCGGAUCUACCAGCGGUUGUCAGAGGAGGCCAGCAGUGGGAUUGAGGAGACCCAGGACAGAUGCAUCACAUUCCUAAGGAAACUGAGAACGUACCUGUUGAAGAUCUACCAUGCAAAUGCAGAUGACGUAGAGAAAUUGCCUGUUUCUAUGGAGGAAGUUGUAGAUCUUCUGAAUGAUGUUAAACAACAGCUGGGGGAAAGUGGGGAAGCAAUGGAUGAAGAGGAAGAAGAGGCUCGAGGUGGGCCAGCCCACUCCAGUCCUGUGCAUCUCACAGAAACCAAUGCCACUGUAUCCCGGGUUAAGUUUAGUACCCCCUCCCCUAACAAAAGCAUCGCCUCUCCUUCCAAGCUACACCUGAUUUCUCCAAAGACACCACCACAUUGGGUGGAGGACCAGAAGAGCCUUCUCCAGAUGCUAUGUCAGCAAGUUGAAGCAUUAAAGAAUGAAGUUCAUGAUAUGAGAUGCAGCUCCUUAGGCGCUGCAGGUUCUCCUCAUCACAAGAUGUAUGGAGAGAGCUAUGGGGCUGAGGGGCUGCCAGACCAUUAUACCUCCUACUAUGGGGCACCUCUAACAGUCUCCACCUCAGGUCCCUCUGUUUACUACAAUCAGUCUCCUGCUUACAAUUCUCAGUAUCUUUUGGGCACGGCAACAAGUGUAACUCCCACCAAGGGCCCAAUGUACAGUGUGAACCGUAUGCCAUCUCAGCAGAAUAUGUAUGCCUACCAGCAGCCCACUCAUACACCCCCAUUACAGUCUGCUCCAGCCUGCAUUUACCCUCCUCAAGACCAAGUCUUUGCCCCUCAUCGUUUUGAAUCACCAGUCACUGGCCUCCUUUCUCCAUACACUGAAGACUUUUUUAGCCAGAAUGCAACUCCGCAAACCACUAACCCCUCUCUACCUGAACCUGGGUACUUCACCAAACCAUCCAUAGUUCCUGUUCAGCCUGCAACAAACACUGAGGGGAAGCCAGUGGACUUUGGAAAGCUCUCCAUCAGCCAGGAAACUCCUGCCGAAAUCUCCACAGUGCCUAGCUUUGGAGGAGGCACAGCUGUCAAGUCUGCACCUUCAGCUGCUUUUAAAUUCAAUACCAGUUUUAAAUCCAAUGAUGGACGUUUCCCUUUCUCAACUUCUCCAGCCAAGCAUAGUGAAAGUCUUCUUGGACUUCUUACUUCAGACAUUCCUACAAAAGUGGAUGGGGUUCCAGAGAAUCCUCCAGUUCAGAGUACAGGAGGGUCAUGUCUGUUUGGACAGGUGGAGAAACCAUUUAAAUUUGGGGAGGACAUUAAGCCAGUGUUUGGUAUGGGCAAUACUGCAGAAGAGCAAAAGACAGUGGAGCGUGACAAUGACAGUAGUGAAGUUGAUGAAGAUGAGGAUGGCCCUCAUUUUGAACCCAUUGUGUCUCUUCCUGAUAAAGUUGAUGUGAAAACUGGUGAAGAAGAGGAAGAAGAAAUGUUUUGCAAUCGGGCAAAGCUAUAUCGUUUUGACACAGAGACAAAGGAGUGGAAGGAACGUGGCAUUGGCAAUGUUAAAAUCCUAAAACACACUACUAAGGGAAAAGUCCGCCUUUUAAUGAGAAGAGAGCAAGUCCUUAAGAUCUGUGCAAAUCACUAUAUCACUGCUGAUAUGCUACUUAAACCGAAUGCUGGUUCAGACAAAUCCUGGGUUUGGAAUGCCAUUGAUUAUGCAGAUGAGGAACCAAAGCCUGAGCAGCUGGCUAUCCGCUUCAAAACAGUAGAUGAGGCGUCUCUAUUCAGAGCCAAAUUUGAGGAAGCACAAAAAAUUGUGUCAGAAGACAAACUUGAUCAACAGGAGAAGAAAGAGGCAAGCUUGAAUGCCUUUGAAACUCAGGACACACUUGCUGCUCGAUUUGCUCUUAAAGAAGGGGAAUGGGAUUGCACUGUGUGUUGUGUAAGAAAUAAGCCCACUGCUAUGAGUUGUGUUGCUUGUCAAAGUGCCAAUCCCAGUUGUUCAUCAAAGUCAGAUACUGAAGCUGUUGGUGAAACGAAAGUCCCCAAGUUUACUUUCAAAUUUGGGACGGAUUCAACAAAAGCUAGUACUUGUGGCUCUCCCUUUUCUGGCUUUGGGUCUUUUGCAGCGUCUAUACCCUCUUCAUUUACAUUUGGAACUAGCACCACAAAAGCUCCUGAUGCAGCAGCCAUUUCAUUUGGCUCUGGAUUUAGCACACAAGUUGGAAAAAAGCCAGACCAGUGGGAGUGUACAGAUCCCAACGCUCCUGCUAAAUCUACAUCAGAGGUUCCAACAGCAUCGGACUUUCCAUCAGUACCAUUCAGGUCAGGAUUUGGUGAUUUUGUAAAGAAGGACGGACAGGGGGAUUUCAGCACUUCUCUGGUCAGAGAUGAUGCAUCAGCCUCUUGUGUUUCCAGCAGUACCCAGUGUGAUACCUCUCUAGGGGCUAUGUUUUCUAAAAAGGAAGGGCAAUGGGACUGUGGCACUUGUCUGGUGAGAAAUGAGGCCUCUGCCCAUCAAUGCAUGGCCUGUCAGACUAGCAAUCCCAAUGCAAAACCCAGCACUGCUCCCUCAGGCUCUGCCUUCAGUUUUAACUUUGGAACCAAGACUUCAAGUGAAAGUCCAGGAACUGGUUUUAUAACAGACUUUGGAAUUGCCAGCAAUUUUCAGUUUGGUCAAAACAAAGACAAAGGCUCUGCUGCUUCUUUCAAAUUUGAGGCUCCUCAGUCUGGAUCAAUUAAAACUCCUUCAGGCUUCUCCUUCUCAAUGCCCAUCACAAGUAGCUUCAAGUUUGGAAGUCAAGACACUGCUCAAGAAACUCCCUCAACUGAAAAUCAAACAGUUCCAUCAGGGUCAGCCUCCAUGUUUCUGAAAAGUAUAGCUGAACAACACAAGGAGAAAGAAAGUGUAUUGGCAACACCACUGGAUACAACAGAUCAUGAUCAAAAUCCAUUAUUUGUUGGAAAACCAAAUGCACUGUCUUUUGCAGAUUUGGCUGCUGGAAGUGAUUUCAAGUUUGGGAAGAAAGACCCCAAUUUCAAAGGUUUUGUAGGGGCUGGUGACAAGUUAUUCUCAUCAUUCCAAGCAACUCUUAAAAAGGCAGAUGGCUCAAAUGGGCCAGAGGAAGAGGACAUGUACAAGACAGAAGAACAUGAUGAUAUCCAGUUUGAACCAGUGGUCCAGAUGCCUGAAAAGGUGGAGCUGGUAACAGGGGAAGAGGAUGAGCAAGAACUUUAUUCGCAGCGUGUCAAACUAUUCAGAUUUGAUUCCAGCAGCAGUCAGUGGAAAGAGCGUGGUGUAGGAACUCUAAAAUUUCUUAAAAACACCACUAAUGGCAGGUUAAGGGUGCUAAUGAGAAGAGAGCAAGUUCUGAAGGUAUGUGCCAACCACUGGAUUACCACCACCAUGAAUCUUAAGCCCCUCGCUGGCUCUGACAAGGCAUGGAUGUGGCUUGCCAAUGAUUUCUCUGAUGGUGAUGCUAAGCUAGAACAGCUGGCUGCCAAGUUUAAAACACCAGAGCUGGCUGAGGAGUUUAAGCAGAAAUUUGAAGAAUGUCAGAGACUGCUGUUAGAUAUUCCAUUGCAAACACCCCAUAAGCUUGUUGAUACAGGCAGGACAGCACAUCUCAUUCAGAAAGCAGAGGAAAUGAAAUCUGGAUUGAAAGACCUGAAGUCCUUUCUGACAGAUGAAAAAACAAAGAUCAAAGAUGGUGAAACAGAGAGUCAGGAAGAGGUGCCAUCUUCCAGCAAUGUUUCAAGUCUUGCAAUUAAGCCUCACAGUGAAAGUACUGGUGCCACUUUGGAGUGGGACAACUAUGACCUAAGAGAAGAUGCUUUAAAUGAUACUGCUGAAACAUCAGUUUAUGCCUCACCCAUUGCCAGCAGCCCUGUGCAAAAAAACCUUUUUCGCUUUGGAGAAUCUUCUGGUGGGUUCAGCUUCAGCUUUCAACCAGGCAUCAGUCCUUCUAAGUCUCCAACUAAACCUAAUCAAAGCAAAGCCUCAGUUGGUACGGAUGAUGAACAGGAGGCUAACCAGGAUGAGGAGAAGGAUAGUCAUUACUUUGAGCCUGUGGUUCCUUUGCCUGACCUGGUGGAGAUUUCAACUGGUGAGGAAAAUGAACAGGUGGUCUUUAGUCACAGAGCUAAGCUGUAUCGAUAUGAUAAAGACCUUAGUCAGUGGAAGGAGAGGGGCAUUGGCGACCUCAAGAUCUUACAGAAUUAUGACACAAAGCGGGUGAGGUUGAUAAUGAGGCGAGACCAAGUUCUUAAAAUUUGUGCCAACCACUGGAUUACAUUGACCAUGAAACUGGAACCUAUGAAGGGUGCCGAGAAGGCCUGGGUUUGGAGUGCCUUGGACUUUGCUGAAGGAAGUGAGGGUAAAAUCGAACAACUGGCUGUGAGAUUCAAACUUCAGGAGACUGCAAACAUAUUCAAACAGGUCUUUGAAGAGGCCAAGAAUGCCCAUGAAAAAGAGGAUCUGUUGACUCCAGUAACAUCAAGGGUUUUCACUCCUCAAAACACCGGACUCACGGGAUCUGUAAAGACGGUCCCACCUGUAUGUGGUAAGGCUGCAAUCACUGUUUUAGAGGAGACCACCAGAGAACAUACAGAGGACUUAUCUGACAAUAGUCAAAGUGCAUCUGGGUCUCAGACUUCGGUUACCCCUUCUAAGAUGGUGAUGUUGCCGCCCAAGUUUGUUUUUGGUUCUGAUAGCCUGCAGAAGAUUUUUGGAACUCCCAAAUCUCACUCUGAGACUGAGGAUUCGCCAUCAAGCUUCAAAGCUAAAGAUUAUGGACAGACUUCAUCUACAACACCUGUUUUUAAAAUCCCAGAAAAAGGGCUGGAUUUUAGACUUUUCAAAGAUAACCCAAUGGCUUUUUGGACCAGUACAUCAACCUCCCAAUUUCAAAUUACAGUGCCCCAAGAGGCUGAAGAAGGAAGUGCGGGGUCUUCUGAGGACUCGGAGGUGGAGAUUGUGUAUGUCAGAGAGCCAACUGCUGAACAGGCUGCUUUAGCGCGGAAACUCCUACUGCCUCUCACCUUUUUCUGCUACCAGAAUGAACCUGGCUACAUCAGUGAUGAUCAGUCUGAUGAUGAGGACUAUGAGUCAGCAGUGAAAGCUUUGAAUGGCAAGCUCUACUCUGACCCUCCUCAGAAAACAGCUGCAGCGUGUGGUUAUGACUCAGAUUGUGUGGUGGUGUGGGAAAAGAAGCCCACACCAGAGGAGGAGGAAAAGGCGAAAAGUCUCCAGCUGCCCCCGACCUUCUUCUGUGGCCUGAGCACCUCAGACACCAGCCUAGAUCAAGAAAAGUCUGAAGACUUUGAGACUGAGGUCCGCAAAGCACAGCAGGACUUGGACAACCAGCUAAACCAAACUGAACAAGAACCUCCCAGAAGCUCUGCUGAAACAGAAGAACUGAUUUCAGGUCAGGCAUCUAUUAGCACUGAGACGACAAGAACAUCUGCUCCAGAUGGUCCAUCAGAGACUCAAACUAAAACUACUAACAUCAGCACUCCCAUCGAUUUGUCAACUAAGAAGACCUCAGAGACCAACUCUACUGAAGUUACUGCAACGACUACGAGUGAAGACUCUUCCACCUUUGGCUUCAGCUCAGUUUCAGGAUUCUCAUUUGCUGAUCUGGCCAAAAAGACAGAAGGAUUUGCCUUUGGAAAGAAAGAUUCCAGCUUCUCAUGGGCAAACGCAGGAGCGUCAGUAUUUGGAUCCUCUGUGUACUCAACUUCAAAGACGAAUGAAAAUGAGGGAAGUGACGAAGAGGCUCCAAGAAAUCCAGACAUUCACUUUCAGCCAAUCGUGUCGCUACCAGAGGUGGAGACUAAAUCAGGGGAAGAGGACGAGGAAAUCCUGUUUAAGGAACGUGCCAAGCUGUUCCGAUGGGACCGUGACCUCAAUCAGUGGAAGGAGCGUGGUAUUGGUGACAUCAAGAUCCUCUUUCAUCCAGUCAAACACUGCUACAGAGUCCUGAUGAGAAGAGAGCAAGUGCUGAAAGUUUGUGCCAACCACAUAAUCACAGAGACGAUGGAAAUGAAGCCCAUGAAUACGACGGCUAACGCCCUCGUCUGGACUGCACAUGACUAUUCAGAGGGUGAAGGCCAGGUGGAGCAGCUGGCAGCAAAGUUUAAAACUCCUGAGAUAGCUGAAUCCUUCAGGAAGACAUUCAUGGAAUGUCAGAGCCAUUUGGGCCAAACUAGCAGCAUUGCAGCUGUCUCAACACAGAUGUCUCGAGUCCAAGAGCACUCCAGAGACACUAACCCACAGGUGUUCCUCACUGUCACAGCCGAUGGUGAACUCCUGGGCGCAGUCACUAUUGAGCUUUUUGUCCACAUUGUCCCCAAGACUGCAGAGAACUUCCGGGCCCUCUGCACUGGUGAGAAAGGUUUUGGGCUGCAGGGUUCCAUCUUUCACCGGGUCAUACCAGACUUUAUGUGUCAGGGAGGCGACAUCAACAACCAUGACGGCACAGGAGGAAAGUCCAUCUAUGGCAGCAAUUUUGAGGAUGAGAACUUUGACAUUCGGCACACGGGUCCCGGAAUACUGUCAAUGGCCAAUCGUGGUCGUGACACCAACAACUCACAGUUCUUCAUCACUCUGAAGAAAGCUGAACACCUGGACUUCAAACAUGUGGCCUUCGGCUGGGUUCGGGAUGGCAUGAAUGUGGUGCAACAAAUGGGAAUCCUGGGCACAAAGGCAGGCAAGCCUACCAAGAAGCUUGUCAUCACAGACUGUGGACAGCUGUAGUUUCUGAUACAGAAACAUCAGCGAAACUAGAUUCUAAAGUUUAAAGAAACAGCUGAACCCAUGUAGUACUUGUCUUCUUCUUCCAGACUGAGUCUAUAUUUAUUUAAGCCUCUUAGAAUUGAAAGUUGAUUGUCAGACGACUGGUUGGGGCUCUUCAGCAUUAACUUCAGUAGCCUGACAUCAGCUGUUGUAUUCUGAGUUAUGUGGAAGACUAAUUUGAUACCCUAAAAUGCAGUCUCAAGCCCGAAAUAGUGGUUUAUUAUGCAGGAUGGAGAAUUUAGAGCAAAUAUAGUGUGCUUUUUGUUCUACUGUGCUUGUAUCAUUUUCAUUGUUUUAAUCAAUAAAUGGUCAGUGUUUAUUUUGUGUGUAUAUUUGUACAUGGACAACUUUGUAAAUGUUUAUUUUUGUUCAUUGUUUGCAUGUGUUCCACUUGAACAUGCAGAUUCUCGAGAUCCACUUCAGUAGGUUUUUUUUUUUUCUUUGUUGUUGAAUAAGUCUUAACUAUGAUUGGGAGGGAAAUGUUUAUUGAAAGUAUCUGUCCAUUUGUAACACUGUUCCUGCCUUCUCUUCAAAUGCUGCCUCUUUACUUUUUACUGCAGGUGUCCUUGCUCCUGGUGUUUUUAUUUUUUGUUUUGUGUGUGUUUCCGUACACCCAUUGUUUUCGUUAUAUGCAGAUAAUGGGACUCGUCUGUUGGAGUGACUGUGACUAGGUGACAUGCAGUAUCUGCUUUGCAAAGACACACAUUCUAAUUUGAGAUUGUUCAUUUGUUGUACCAACAUGUACCAGCAAGAAGAAGAAAUAAAGUUGCUUUACAAAUA